Molecule: messenger RNA, 4766 nt
Organism: Anthonomus grandis grandis
Lineage: Eukaryota; Metazoa; Arthropoda; Insecta; Coleoptera; Curculionidae
Gene: Atg12
Product: autophagy protein 12-like
Exons: 2
Coding region: 2964-4691 (575 amino acids)
Biological process (GO): autophagosome assembly; C-terminal protein lipidation; autophagy of mitochondrion
Cellular component (GO): phagophore assembly site membrane; cytoplasm; Atg12-Atg5-Atg16 complex
Molecular function (GO): protein dimerization activity
Source: RefSeq, a predicted model, not a curated record
UAUAACCAUCUCGUUGAAGUUUACAGUUUGCGUGACGAUUUUUUCCAUCGAAAGCAUCGAAAGUGCUACCAGACGUUCUUCCACCAUAGAACUACGUAAAAAUGUUUUGAUGCGCUUUAAAGUGGAGAAAGAACGUUCGGCUUCAGCUGUCGACAUCGGAAUAGUUAUGAGUAUUUCCAAGAGCUUUUUAGUUUCUGGAAAUGAAUCGGUCAAAUUAUUUUCUAUGAGUAAUUUUAAAAAAGGUAUUGCUCCUUGUAUCUCCCUGCAGUCUGGUCUGGAGUAAAUCACUGAAAGCUCUGUUUUUAAACGCUCCUUAUCAAAAUUGGGAUAUGAAUCGCAAGUUACUUUUAAUUUUUCAUCAGGAAAAUAAUUAAUAUAGUUAGCGAACUGGUCAGAAUACAGCAAUGAAGCAGCUUUUAAACGAUUUUUAAAAUGAAAUCUAUCCUUAGCGCAAUUAAUAAUUAUGUCACAAACUUCUAGCGCAGCAAUACGGUGAUCGAAUUGACUGUCAUAUUUUCUUUUUCUUUUAGGAGGUCCUACUUCACAUUCAAGCAAGGAUGCAAUAUCUUUGGCUUCAUUAAUAAUUUCGUCAAUUGAAUUUCUUACUGUCGUAAUGCUCUGCUCAAAAACUUGUAUUUUGUGGUUGAUUUCUACAGGAUCAAUUUUUCGUUUUUGUAAUUCGUUGUCCAAGAUAUCGGUGUGUGGCAUAAUACGGUGAAAAAAUGUUAGCCAGAAAAUAAACUUUCAAUCCUGUAACAUUCUUCUUAUUGAGGAAGCUGCGGUACAUGCAGUGUACAAAAUGAGCAACUUUGUACUGAUCUUUAAUUCGCGCCUGAACACCAGUAUUUCUGCCACUCAUUACUGCUGCUCCAUCGUAGCUUUGAGCUAUCAACUUAUCCUUAGAAUUUUCUAAAAUCGGGUCUAAGACACUGCGAAUAUCAGCAGUCAAACUUUCUGUAUUUAAAUUUUGUGGCUCCAAAUAAGUCCAGAACCGUUCAACCGGAUCCCCAUUUUGGAUAUAUCUAAAAAUUACAACCAUUUGAGAUUUGGCUGACACAUCUGUUGUUUCAUCUGCUAUAACGGAAAUAUAUGGAGCUGUGCGAAUCUCGUAUAAAAUUUUUUCGUGGCAAACUUCCAAUAUACAAUCCAAAAUGUCAUUUUGAAUAUCUUUUGAUAUACCUUUAAAUACACUCGAGUCUUUUAAAUGUUCCGCCACUGUUUUAUCAAGUUCAGCUGUAAAAUUUAUCAGACCACGAAAAAUACCUGGGUUUUCCGAUGUCAAAGUUUCAUCGUGGCCUCUAAGCGCAAGCUCGAAUAAUCCACAAAAUUUUAUGCAGUCAAUAAUUUUAGAUAACACAUACCUGUUUUUUGUUACGUUCUCGUUAUAUACUCGAAUAUUUGUCCAAUAGGCACUGUCCAACUUUUUACGAAUAUUAACACUACCCAACAAACCUAGAUUCAUUACAUUGUUUAAAUGAUUUCUCGAUGUUUCGUGGCGUUUAAUUUUUUCACUCUGCACCAGGUCAGUUACACCAACUUUAGUCCAAGAUUUGUCUCCACCAAAUAAAAGACACGGAAAACAAAAAAGAGCAUUUUUUUUAUUACAUCCGCAUAUCCAGUUAUUUCUAGCAUAAAUAUCUGGAGUAAAAAUUCUUUUGUAUAAUUUUCCACGGCUUGGACCAUACUUUUCUAUUAAAAUAUCGGGCAACGGCUGCUCUUCCUCUUUUAGUUUUAUUUUUUCUUCGUACGUAAAUUGGGAGAAUUUUAUAUAUUGUGUAUGUAUAAUUUGAUAAUUAUAUUAAUCAAAUUGUACACCACAUUCAUUUUUAGAGUAUAGAGAUCAGCUGACACAGCACAACACACAACGCAAAAAAAACAACCAACAACUAAAUGCAAAACCGUCAACAGUCAGCAGAAUUACUGCAAAUGUUUGCAGUAGGGAUGUUCGAUACAAUACGAUAUUUUUCUGUAUCGAUAUAUUUGUGUUCGAUACUCGAUAUUUUGUAUCGAUAUUUGUAAAGCGGUAUCUGACCCGUAUCGAUACAAUUACCGCAGUAUCGUAUCAAAUAAAAAAACUCAGACAGCUAGUGACAUCUAUCAAUUUUCAGUAAAAUUAGUAAAAAUCAAUGUAAUAUUUACCCUUUGCAGAGUUCUGUCGGUUUAUUGUUUUUUGCAUUGACAUUGGACAUUUACACGGCGAUCCAGGCCAAAUACUGAUUGGUGGAUUGGUGAUUCCCCCAAUGCCCCAAUUUCGUAUUUCGAAGAGAGCCCAAAUUAUUUGGUGUUUAUUAAUUUAUUUUCUUUCUGGUAUAUUUAUCUUAAAAUGCCACCAGUAAGAAGUAAUUUGUGGAAGUAUUUUGUGAAAAAUGAUUCAAGUGGAAAGUGUAAAAUUUGCCAAGUUGAGGUAAAGACUUCAGGCAAUACAACAAACCUCAAAAAACAUCUCCAAAGAAGACAUCCAAAAAUCAAAUUAACUAAUGAUGAAAAAGAAGAACCCUGGAAUAUCAAAGUAGGCACAUUAAUUUAAUAUUAUUUAAAAUUUCUAAAAGCCACACUGGAUUGAAUAAAAUUUGAAUUAUUUAUUUAUUAAUAAAACAAUCUACAUUAUGCUUAUUAAGAGUUGAUGUUUAUAAAUUAUAAAUCCCUACUUCUGUCAUAUGAAAUAAAUGCUUAUUUAUGGUGUAAUAUUAUUGCACUUUUUAACGAAACACCGAUAGACACUGACAUUUUUUGUUGCUACAAUCUUGUUCGGGGCAUUUGUAUAUGCUAUAAUAUGUAAUACUAAUACAUUUAUUGCUAGGGCGGUGUCAAGAAAUGUAUUAUUUUAGCCAUCAAAAUAUAGUUUUAUUUAUUUAUUGUUUAUUUUUCCACCUAGCUCUCAGCAAUCACCUAUUAAAUUUAUUAUUUUCAAAUGAUUUUAGUGUAGCAAUGACCAGGAAAAAGAACCACAACUAUCCACAAGUAUGGAUAACCCAAAUUCAGCAAUAGCUUUUUCAGGUAAAGAUAAUUUUGAAAUAUUAGGGGAUAUUGGAACGUCUUCUACAUUAUCUAUGGAAGAAAAUAGUAGCUGUAGUAGCAUUAGCAGUGCUGUCUUUCCAGUCCACCGACAAUCUUCAGUAAAGGAGACUUUUUCAACAAUAAAGUCAUUUUCUGAUGGUGGUGUAAGGGCCGGAAAAAUUACUAAUGCAAUUACUUAUAUGAUCGCAAAAGACAACCUGCCCUUGAACACAGUGGAAAAAGAUGGAUUUAAAUAUCUGAUGAAGGUAGUUGUUCCUUUAUAUCGUCCACCCAGUAGGCACAAAAUGUCCACUUUAAUUGAGGAGAAAUAUAACUUUUUAUCGGAAAUUAUUAGGUGCAGAAUUCAGUCAUUAGACUCUAUAACGCUAACAACAGAUGUAUGGACAGAGACCCAAACCACAACAAGUUUUUUAGGUGUAACUGGACAUUUCUUGCUAGAAAAUAAGUUAAAUUCUAUCACUAUAGGGGUCUACAAACUAGGAGAAAGGCAUACUUCAGAGUAUCUUGGACAAUGCCUUUCAAAUAUGUGUGCUGAUUGGAAAAUACCUCAUGAAAAAAUUACAGCUAUAGUGACGGAUAAUGGAGCAAAUGUUGUUAAAGCUAUAUCUGAUUUAUUUGGGAAAAAUAGACAUCUGCCAUGUUUUGCUCACACUUUAGAUUUGGUAGCUUCAAAAGUAAUAGAAGAAGAGGAUGUUAAAGUAAUUAUUAACAAAGUAAAAACCAUUGUUACCUAUUUUAAGCAAAGUGUUGUUGCAGCAGAUGAGCUUAGAAUAAUACAGCCUGCCAACAACACUUUACGACUAAUUCAAUCUGUGCCAACUCGAUGGAAUUCCACCUAUUUGAUGUUGGAAAGAUUUCUUAGUUUAUGCGAGUAUAUUGUUCAAAUUUUAUUAAAAAAUUCCAAAGCUCCAACAAUGUUAGGGGCAUCUGACGUUGAUACAAUAAAGGAAUUGUUACAUAUUUUAGGCCCUAUAAAAACAGUUUCUGAAGAAGUUAGUGGUGAACAAUACGUAACAGCCAGUAAAAUAAUUCCCAUUAUAAACUGCCUUUUUAAAAAAAUUGAUAGUCUAUCCCCUUUGUCUAAGGAAGUUAUUGCUUUAAAAAAAUCAACAAGGGAUGAACUUUUGAAAAGAUUUGGAGCCAUUGAACAAAAUUUAAUUUUAGCAGUUUCGACAAUCUUGGAUCCACGAUUUAAAAAACUGCAUUUUAACAGUCCAGUGGUAUGCUCUAAAACAAUUUCGUUUAUAAAUCAGUCCAUCAAAAAUUUAAGAGAGCAAAAUACACAAGAGAAAGAAAAUAUAUUACAAGAAGAUCAAACACCUUCAACAUCAAAAUCUUCGGACUUAUGGUCUUACCAUAAAGAGCUUGCUGCAAAACAUUGUCACGAAAAUACUAGUGACAGCAUGAACCAAGCUUUUAAAUUAUAUUUGGUCAAUAAAACAAUACCAAUAUCAGAUGACCCAAUUAAAUAUUGGAGUAAAGAGCCAUCUAGUAAUUUAAAGGAACUUGCAUUAAAAUAUUUAUCAAUUGUUGGAACCUCUGUGCCAUCGGAGAGGCUGUUCUCAAAAGCUGGAAACAUUAUUAGUCUAAACCGAAAUAGGCUAUCUAGUGAAAAAUUGCAGCAGCUUUUAUUUUUAUCUUCAGUUAAAUAUGAAGACUGGAAUUUGGAAUAGCUCUUAAGCCUUUUUUUGUCUAAAUUUUUAUUGUACAUGUUAUUUAUUAAAAUUAGAUAUAUAUGUUACAUAAUA